Messenger RNA from Aspergillus tanneri, 1545 nucleotides. RefSeq names its product cytochrome P450. The transcript is spliced from 7 exons. The record is from RefSeq and is a predicted model, not a curated record. The coding region runs from base 1 to 1545 and encodes 514 amino acids. Gene Ontology annotation, molecular function: monooxygenase activity; iron ion binding; heme binding. NCBI's taxonomy places the organism in Eukaryota, Fungi, Ascomycota, Eurotiomycetes, Eurotiales, Aspergillaceae.
AUGUCCUUUGCACUUCUCUCUCUCACCGUCGGCCUGUUGGGCCUAUAUCUGCUCCAAUAUGUCCUGAGAAAAGGGAAUGAGCAACUUCCACCUGGUCCACCGCGAAAGCCCAUAAUCGGCAACUUGGGUGACCUACCCUCGCAUAAUGACCGAGCUUGGGAGCAUUGGCUUAAACACAAGGAGCUCUACGGACCGAUUAGCUCCGUCACGGUAUGGGGUGAACAUAUCAUCGUUCUUAAUGAUGCUCGACUUGCCGUGGAGCUUUUGGAGAAACGCUCGUCAAUACACUCUUCUAGACCAAAUCAAACGUUUGGCGAUAUGGCGGGUUGGAAUAAUAUCCUCGGUAGUGUAAAAUACUCGGAUGCGUUCCGGGCGAUACGAAAGGCUCUACACCAACAAAUUGGCUCGAACGUAUCGGUAGCUCAAUUUAAUCCGGUCCAGGAAGUGGAAGUCCGUCGGUUUCUGCUUCGCGUGCUAAGGGAUCCACGGAACCUUCUUGAUCAUAUACGGAAAGAGGCCGGGGCUAUAGUACUCAAGGUUGCUUAUGGAUAUACAAUUGAGCCACACGGUCCGGAUCCACUGGUUGACCUGGCGAACAAGGCGAUGGAAGAGUUCUCGGUAGCAAUUUUGCCAGUGAGAUACAUACCAACCUGGUUCCCGGGCGUUGAGUUUCCCAAGAUGGCAAAAAAAUUCAAAAAGACGGUUACAGCCUUCAGCGAUCUUCCAUAUGCAUUUGUAAAACAAAAAAUGGCGGAGAAUAAUUUCCAGCCAUCCUUCCUCUCCAAUCUCCUGCAGGAGACAAGUUUCGACGAGGGUUCCGAAGAAGAGAUGGUCGUCAAAUGGUCUGCUGCGUCCCUGUAUGCGGGGGGAGCUGACACGACUGUCUCUACCAUGGCAUCUUUCUUCCUUUCUAUGGCAAUGAAUCCUGAGGUGCAAGAGAAAGCACAGGCAGAGAUCGACCGGAUCGUUGGAGUUGACCGUCUACCUGGCUAUGAAGACCGUGACAAUCUCCCAUAUAUCAACGCUAUGGUGAAAGAGGUCUUCAGAUGGCAUCCGGUCGUUCCGACUAGCGUCGCCCAUACAUCGAUCAAGGAUGAUACAUGCGAGGGAUAUCAUAUUCCGAAGGGUUCCGCAAUCAUACCGAAUAUCUGGGCAUAUACCCACGACCCUGAAGUAUACCCCGACCCCCUCGCAUUCAAACCGGAGCGCUUUCUAGAGUAUGACGGACACGUCCCCGAACGAGACCCACACCUGCUCUCCUUCGGAUUCGGCCGUCGAGUCUGUCCAGGACGCACAUUGGCCGAUUCAAACGUCUACCUCAGUCUUGCGCAGUCCUUAGCCGUCUUUCGCAUAACCAAGCCAGUUCGGGAUGGUAAAGUAAUUGAACCAGAGCCGAUGUUUCAGCCAGGUAUUAUUAGUCACCCGGCCCCAUUUGAGGUUGAUGUCAAACCUAGAAGUCCAGGACAUGUGGAGCUUAUUUUGGCUGUGGAGAAGGAGCAGCCGUGGGAGAAGAGUCAUGCGAAAGAGCUAAGCAGUUCAGGCUAG